Paraglomus brasilianum is the source of this 1302-nucleotide messenger RNA. Lineage: Eukaryota; Fungi; Glomeromycota; Glomeromycetes; Paraglomerales; Paraglomeraceae. The record is from the annotation of a GenBank genome assembly.
AUGUCGCUGAAGCUACCGCCUGUGAUUAUGGACAAUGGGACGGGUUAUACUAAACUCGGCUUUGCUGGCAACAAUGCCCCGUCCUUUGUCUUCCCGACUGUAGUCGCCACUCGCGAUUCUCCCUCCGGCCACGCCACUGGACCUUCUAUUCCAUCCAAACCCUCUCACCUUUCCUCAAAUAUUGCUUCCAAACGGGGUAUCGAAGAUCUUGAUUUCCAUAUUGGCGACGAGGCUAUAGCCAACAGUAAGACGUAUGGAUUGCAUUAUCCAAUAAGACAUGGACAGAUUGAAAAUUGGGAUCAUAUGGAGAGGUUUUGGGAGCAGAGCAUCUUUAAGUAUCUAAGAUGUGAGCCGGAAGAUCAUUAUUUCUUGUUGACAGAACCUCCACUAAAUGCACCAGAAAAUCGCGAACAAACGGCUGAAAUUAUGUUCGAGUCAUUCAACAUCCAAGGUUUAUAUAUUGCUGUUCAGGCCGUCUUAGCCUUGGCUGCUAGUUGGUCGUCGAACAAGACAAGCGACUACGUGUUGACGGGGACUGUCAUUGAUAGCGGAGAUGGUGUUACGCAUGUUAUACCAGUGGCAGAAGGUUACGUGAUCGGAUCGUCAUUAAAGCACAUUCCAAUUGCCGGACGUGACCUUACAUACUUUGUCCAGCAACUCCUCCGCGAUCACAAUGAAACGUCCAUCCCUCCUGAGGAUUCACUCAAAGUUGCUGAGAAAAUUAAAGAACAGUAUUCAUACGUGUGUCCCGAUAUUGUUAAGGAAUUUAAGAAAUAUGACCAGGAGCCAGACAAAUAUUUUACAAAAUAUCAGGGCGUGCAUAGUGUUACCGGAAAGCCUUAUGAAGUAGAUGUCGGCUUUGAACGUUUCCUUGGACCGGAAAUUUUCUUUAAUCCAGAAAUUGCUUCAUCUGAUUUUCUAACGCCUAUACCUGACGUAAUUGAUAACGUCAUUCAAUCUUGUCCAAUCGACACUCGACGUGGUUUGUACAAGAAUAUCGUACUUUCUGGCGGAUCAACAAUGUUCAAAGAUUUUGGUAAAAGGCUUCAGAGAGAUAUCAAGAGGGUUGUUGACGCGAGAAUAAAGAGAAGUGAAGAGCUUAGUGGUGGGUUGUUGAAGUCCACCCCAAUUGAUGUAAACGUCAUUUCACACAAGAAACAGCGGUAUGCAGUGUGGUUUGGAGGAUCGUUGCUGGGAUCAACGAGUAUGAAGAAUAUGGGCCAAGUAUCUGUCGGCAUAAUCGUGUGUUCGGCAGUCUCACUUCGUAACAUGGUUGCUUCUGGAGAUGAUAAAUUAUUAUAA